Messenger RNA from Kogia breviceps (pygmy sperm whale), 3060 nucleotides. NCBI's taxonomy places the organism in Eukaryota, Metazoa, Chordata, Mammalia, Artiodactyla, Physeteridae. The record is from RefSeq and is a predicted model, not a curated record.
UCUGUUCAGGAAAAGGAUGAGAGUGGCAUGGCACAGGAUGCCUUCUAUCUUCAGUCCCUUAUUACUGAUGCACUCCAUGAUGAAGGAUUUCAGAAAAUAAAAGAAUAUUUUCAACAGAGAGAGCGCCACGUUCCUCAAAAAUAUAAUAAUCUUUUGUUACACCAUCUUGACAGAUCAGUGAAUAAGGAACUGGAUAAAAAUGAAUUUCAGUGUGUUUCACUGUUGCUGAAAUGUGUUCAGCGAUUCUUCAUUGACGGCCUCAAGGAAGAUGAGCCUUUGCUAAUUCAGCAGGGACUGAUCCCAAAGAUGGUUUCCUGGUUUGAAAGAACAACAGGAUUUCUGACCAUGACAGACCUAGCCUCGGACACAUCUCUGAUUCAUGUGACAGAAGACUUUUUUGACACAGCCUUGAUUAUUUCCAGAAGUAGUAGUAAAGGGAAAAGUCAGAUGUUGGGUUCCUUCAUAUUUACCUUAGGAUUUCUGGUGACAGAAGAGAGUGUAAAUCAUUUGAUCCAGCAGGAGGCACUGAGGACCUUGAACUGCAUUCUGCAAGCUGUACCUCGGGAAGAGAGAAGACAAUUUGUCUUGUCGGAAGGCUCGUGUCGUCUUAUGAAAGACCUUGCAAGGACAAUCUUGACUGUGGGUGACUAUAGCCAACAGGCAGCCCUUUGUGAAGCACUGUGUAGACUGACCAUGAAAAAAUCGAGGGAGAACUUUGUCCGUCAGUGGUUUGAAGAUGACGCCAUUGCUGAGGCUUUCAAAGAAAUUAAGGAUCGAGAAUUUGAGACGGAUUGUAGACGGUUUCUCAAUCACCUAAAUGACAGCCUUGGUGACCAAAGAAGGGUCUAUUCAUUUCCAUGCAUUGCUGCUUUUGCUGAUGAGCAUGAGAUGAGAAAACCUGCAGAUGAAAAAUUAGAGAAAUUUUGGAUUGAUUUCAACCUAGGAACUCAGAGUGUAACUUUUCAUAUAAACAAUCCUGAGAGCGCUUUAUGGGACUCAGUAAGACUUUUGAAGGAAGCAGCGAUUAAUUUCAGCAUAAUAGAAACUGAGAUGAAGAUGCUCAAAAUUUACCUGAAGAAGCCUAUUAAUAUCAGAAACAAAGAAGUGAUGAAAAUAGAAAUUCAUUUUGAAUUGCAGUUCAACAUAGCACAAGCUUCCAUUAAAGCUUUAGGAGAUGACAAACAGGUGAGGCCUGACCAGACGAAAAUCUCCUCAGACCUUUUUGGUGAGUUGGAGAAAGAAGACACUGAGAUUCCUAGCAGCCACGAAAGAGAGACAGACCAAGCAAAGGACUCUACCGAGCUGGCAGAGUUAACCAGUGCUGAAGAUAACCAUUGCCUAACAACUCUCCCCUUAGACAACCAGUCUGAGCCUGCUGUGAGUACAGGGAACUGGGGACAAGAUUCUGAACUGUAUCAACCAGGAUGCUGGCAGGUGGAAGCUGACUCUCUGGCUUGUUGUCCACUUUCUCCUGGUCAACCAUCUCUCUCCUUUUUCACUAUCCCCUCCUUUCAAUUACUUUUGCCUGCCGUGUUUAAGGAGUGGGGCGCUGGCCGGGGCUUCCAGCAUGGUUUGGAAGUGUUCUGCUGUCAGGCAACCGUGCCAGGGCUGUGCCUUGCCAGCAACCUGCUGCCACCGUCUGUGCCUGUCCGAUCCUCCGUUCAGCAACUGAAACCGCAGAACUCAUUUCGGGACUCAGUAGAGCAUAGGUUCUUCGGUCUCAGCACAGAAAGAAUUCAGCCAGAGGCAGAGUGGCAGUUUAAUUAUAGGAAACACCUCUUCUCGGAGAGUAAUGAAGAUUCAAAUAGUAGUGCCAGUGAACUGUCUUGGACCAGCAACCAAAAGAGGAAAUCCCUAAAGUCAUAUCCUAGUAGAAAAAAGAUAAGAACCAGAAGAAACAUAAAAAACUUGCCACUUUUCCCUCUCAGUAGUGUCAGUGACCUUGAAGAAGAUCAAGCUAAAAUUCUAACACCAUUACGGAAAGAUACCUCCAGGCCAAAUAACGUCACACCUCCAAAAAUUGCUGGAACGAAAUUCCAGAGUAGUUCUGCCUUUUUAACUCCUGAAGACUCUGCCCAGAAGAUAGAACUUCAAAAUCCCCACCCACUGAGCGAUCUCUCUUCCUUGGAGCACUCAGAUGUUGAAGAAAAUGUGUCUGAGACUGUGACCCAGGAGUCAUUGGUGAAAAGUACUAGCUUCAAACAUAAACUGCAAAACUUGGAAGACAGAGACGGAGCGGACGGUCAUUUCGCUGAGCCGAAAGAGUCUCGACUGGAAGAAGGUGAUGCUCCGGGACGCCUUUCCUCCGCGGCAGAAGAAACGGACUUGGCAGAGGGCAUUUCUACUUCAUCCUUAAAAGUUAUUCCAGAGAACUUGAAAGGUUCUGCAAUGAUCACCACCUUUGAAAACUUCACUAGAGAACUGAAAAGAAAAUACGAGCUUAGGUACAGGAGGAGCCCACUUUAUUCAGAAACUGCAAAGCAAGCACCGGCUUGCCUGAUGAAACUUUUAAACCAGAUACACCUGUGCAGACUGAAUAAACUAGAACAGUUUCACGCUUUCGUUCUUCAAGAGCUGAGCAAUCUUGAGAAGGAUAUUGGGGGUCUGCAACGCCUUGAGGAGGAUGUUCUGGAAUUCUGGGGGAAACAGUCUGAUGAUCUGAAAUCAUUCUGUGAACUGCAGCUGCUGAGGUCACCCUCAUCUGCAGGGUCGGAGGCAGCUAGGCUGGCAGUCUGUCCUCGGGAGCUCCAGCUCAGGACUCGCUCUCCGUCUUCCCCGUUUCCAUCUCUGCCCCCUGUUCCCGACUGUCUGCCAUGGAGACUUCGAGCUUCAACAUCAGACGUGACGACAACAGCCUUACAGAGGCUGCUUAAUCACUCCCACAGCUGUAGAGGUUUCCAGCUGCCUGGGCUUUCUCCUUCGGCCGAAGGAUGCUUCCCUCCUUGUUGUGCAGAUAUGAAGCCCGUCGAAGCAUCCAGAACUGCAGGUAUGAGGCCAAGUGGUGAGCCCAGGGCCUCAGUGACGAUUAAAAAUAAGCUGGAGCCAGUGACUGACCAGUGA